Molecule: messenger RNA, 915 nt
Organism: Penicillium argentinense
Lineage: Eukaryota; Fungi; Ascomycota; Eurotiomycetes; Eurotiales; Aspergillaceae
Product: RTA1 domain-containing protein
Exons: 2
Coding region: 1-915 (304 amino acids)
Cellular component (GO): plasma membrane; fungal-type vacuole
Source: RefSeq, a predicted model, not a curated record
AUGUCCAAUUCCACGACGGACUGGCGAGAACAACUCGCCGUCGGCUGCCAUGCCAAGGUUGAAGGACUUGGUACUUCCUAUGGCUACGUGCCGACCCUGGGAGCCGGCAUCGCCUACUGCACUCUUUUCGGCCUUUCGAUGAUUUUUCACACUGCCCAAUUCUGGUGGACACGAACGUGGUGGGCAUCGGUUUUCAGCAUCGGAUGUAUGGUCGAAGUACUCGGAUGGGCCGGUCGAACGUGGUCCUCGAAAUGUCCCUACAACACAACUGCGUUCCUGAUGCAGAUUUCCACUCUCAUUAUUGCACCCACAUUCUUUACCGCCGGCAUCUAUGUCAUCCUCGGCCGCUUCAUCCAACUCCUGGGUCGAGAAUCCUCCAUCCUCCGACCAAGCCUCUACCUCUGGAUCUUCUGCACCUGCGACGUAAUCUCACUUGUCGUCCAAGCCAUCGGUGGCGGCAUGGCUUCCUCAGAAGCAGGCAAAAUCAACGGCAACACAGCUCCCGGAACACACACCAUGGUCGCAGGCAUUGUCUUCCAGCUAUUUUCCAUUACCAUCUUCGUCAUUUGCGCAGCAGACUUCGUCCGUCGUAGUAUUCGACUCCGUCUCUUGCAGAACAUGAGCGGCUCCGCUAUCCCACUCUUUGGCGCGAUGAUCCUCUCUGUGCUCUGUAUCUAUAUUCGAAGUAUUUACCGUACCAUUGAGUUGUCGCAGGGUUGGUCGGGUUAUUUGAUUACCCAUGAAAGCUACUUUAUCGCGCUGGAUGGUGCGAUGAUGAUUGUUGCUGUUGCGGUCUUCAAUGUCCUGCAUCCUGGCUGGCAUCUUCCUAAGGAUGCGGCUGCUUCUUCGAAGAGGGAUGUUUCGUCCGUUGAUGAGGUCGAGCUGAAUCGUCCUGAUGGAUCUCGUGGUGUUUAG